AUGGAUCAUCCUGUACAGAUAUGUAUUAAACAUAAAGUAGACACGUGUAUCUUAGAUCAAAUCAAUAAUCGAAGAGCAUUUCAAAAAGAUGGUGCUGCUAAACGACCUAACGUUAGAAGCCAGGGACCCGCAUCUGCGACAGCUCAUAGGGUCCCUCAACAACAAAGAAGUCUCCGAAAUCCUCCAAAUGCAGGUCCUCCUCCUUUAAUACCCGGAAAUCAAGUAGAAUCAUCUAUACGUAAAGAUGCAAAUACUUCCCACAAUCCUCCAGCCCCAGCUAGCUCCAAUGAUCAAAUAUCCCUCGCAUUGCAGCACGCUAGAACUACCACACCAGGCUAUUACAUUGGUCAAGAUUCAAAAUUUGGCAAUUUAAUCCUCCCUGUUCUACCGGAAUUUUAA
This is a messenger RNA of Trichoplax adhaerens, 399 nucleotides long. RefSeq lists its product as uncharacterized. Lineage: Eukaryota; Metazoa; Placozoa; Uniplacotomia; Trichoplacea; Trichoplacidae. The record is from RefSeq and is a predicted model, not a curated record. Gene Ontology annotation, biological process: DNA repair. Gene Ontology annotation, cellular component: nucleus; SOSS complex; nucleoplasm. The transcript has 6 exons. Bases 1 to 399 code for a protein of 132 amino acids.